AUGCUUUCAUUUUCUCAAUCCCCUUGCAUUUAUGAGUACCAAAAGCCUGCCUUUGAGGCCUUCGCACCUUUUAGCAUGGUUCCUGGACCCAAAAGGAGAAGAGUGAAUUACCAGACAUUAUGUGCCCCAGACGCGCGUCCUGCUCAAGCUCCAAUAAGAUGGGAUGUUACAGAGAAGGAAAACGAAUACGUGGUGUCAUUUUUCAAACGCUUAGAUGGAGAUGUUCUUGGCAAAGCCGUUCGUCGUCAUCUGCAAAGACUAAGAGAAGAACGUAAGCCAUCAUACCAUGUCGUUCGUGAUUUCUUCGGUAACGAGUACUACGUCGAAAACCGUUUUGACGACGAAGCCUUCGUUAGAGAGGCCAUGGCUACGUUAGAUAUCUCUUCGAUUCAGGCACAGGUUGCCAAGCAAGGUUUCAAAGAUUUCGAAAUCACCUUGAACCACAGUGGUGACAAACUUUUGGUGGAGAGCAACAGAGACAUGUUCCACCAAGAAUUCACGCUGGGCGUGGAAUUCCAAGACGUCUGUAUAAACGGUUUCGAAAUGGUGAACGACAAUGUUGCUGCGCUCAGAGUGGGCGUUAAAAAACCCUCAACAAGAGCAUCUUUCCCCAUCAGUCUAAGAUUGAUCGGUGAUCACGCCGAGAACAGUGAGUCUGAAGAAGACCAUUCGGAGGAAAGAGAAGAUGAACACGCAAAGGCGGAAGAAUUCCGAAAGGUAAUGCAAGAAGCUCACAGAUUGCAAGAAAGAGAGGAGCUCGCACGUCAACAAGAGGCUCACAGGUUGCAACAAAAAGAGGAGCUUGCACGUCAACAAGAAGCCCACAGAUUUCAGCAAAGAGAGGAGCUUGCACUUCAACAAGAAGCUCUAAGGUUACAGGAGGCUGAGCGUGAGAUGGAGGAGAAAGAAGCUGCGAGGUCCAAAGCCGCGAAGGCUAAAGCCGCGAAGCGCAUUGCUCAUCGAAACAAAAAGCAGGCCAUUUUGGAAAAGAAGGCAUUCUUGUUGGAGCAAAAACGCAAGGCACGUGAGGCCAAAGAGUCAAAAGAAGCAGAAGAAACUCUUGCUUCGGCAUCAAGAACUCAAACACCUUCUCCUUCGCCUGUAGUGAUUAACAUCAAUAUCAAUGCACCCCAAGAGAUACCAACAACCACAGGUACACCCGUUCAAAAAACGGCCCGUGGUCGCUCGCACUCGCCCGUUCUCGAGGACGUCGACGAUGAAGAACUUCAGAGGUACCGCCAGUCGCUUCACCUUUCACCAAGAGGGUCAUCAGUUGUUGACAACGUCUAA
Molecule: messenger RNA, 1290 nt
Organism: Lachancea sp. 'fantastica'
Lineage: Eukaryota; Fungi; Ascomycota; Saccharomycetes; Saccharomycetales; Saccharomycetaceae
Source: the annotation of a GenBank genome assembly